GUUGCUUUUAAAAUAGUGGGAAUUAUCAGGGGUAAAAUAUAAACUUCCUUAUCUCUUUUCUCUUCUUUCUUCUUCUCCCCGAAUCAAACCCUAGAAAUUCCCAGCCCCUUUCUUCUCAGUUCUAAGUUCUAACCCUAGCCCUUACUCUUCUCAGUUAAAUUCUUUUCAUCUUUCAUUUUUUUGGUCUCGGUUAAAAACCCUUAAUCUGUUGGUUCGUUGACACUUUAAUUCCGGCCCUCCUUCACCAAAAUCUGAGGAGAAGACAUUGUUCAAAUCUUAGGUAGGUGAGAGCAAGUCGAAUGGCUCUCAGCUUAUUGCAACCAGUGGAAGUCUAAACCAACAAAGAUUGGGGAGUUACUAGGUAGUAAAAGAUAAGAUUGCCCAGCAUAACUCCUCCUCAUGGUGAUCUAGUUAGAUCACUGUCUUUCUAGUUCUCUAGUGCUAGCCAGUUCUAGGCGGUUAAGUAAGGUUUUGCAUGUCCAGACCGAGAAAGAGAGUGAGAAUUGAAAACCAGAAUCUUUCAUAUGAUGUAGUACUACGACGCCAACACCGCGUUAUCCAGGGUUUCUCUCUGCACAUUAGUGAAUAAUAAUAUUGUGCAAAUGGGUCGAGGGUCUGAUUCUGAUUCUCCUGCAAAGGGAAGAGGGUCUUCUAGAAGGAGGAGUCCAGUUCAAAGAGAAAGAUCCCCUGCUCCGCGAAAAAGCUCUCCAAGAACUAGGUCUCCUGUUAGGACCAAUUCUUCUCAUAGAACUAGGUCACCUAUUAGAGAAAAAGAUAAAUCCUCCAGUCGCGGCAGGUCUCCCAGGCAUGAGAGCACACGUUCUCCAUCACCAAGGACUAAGCGUCUGCAAAGAGCUCAAGCAGACAUGGAGGUUGAUAGAGUAGGUGAUAGAGAACGUGAAGGCAGACGGUAUAAUAGUAGUAGUAGGGAAGGAGACAAAGAGAGGCACAAAGAAAGAGGUGGAGAUAGGGAAGAAGAUAAAGGGAGGCGCAUGGAAAGAGGUGGAGAUAAGGAAGGUGAUAAAGAGAGGAACAGGGAAAGAGGUGGAGAUAGAGAUCCUCGUAACAUAAGGGAGAGAAGGUCGAGGGAAACUGAAAAUGGGGGCAACUCUAGAUCAAAACACAAGCAGUCUACCUCGCCAAUUGAUCAAAGCAACAGGAACAGAAACGCUUCCCGCUCACCUCUUAAGUGUUUCAGGAGCAGAGCACACGACGAGUUACCUAACUCAGAAGGAGAAGACCAUCGUGGGGAUGAGGGUGAUAUUUCAGUCGCCAAGAUGAAGGCCGCUGAAGAAGCCUUGGAAAAGCAAAAGCCUUCAUUUGAGCUAUCUGGGAAGCUUGCUGAAGAAACUAAUCGUGUAAAAGGCGUGACACUGCUCUUUACUGAACCUUCGGAUGCUCGCAUACCAGAUGUAAGAUGGAGGCUUUACGUCUUCAAGGGUGGUGAAGUGCUUAACGAUCCCUUAUACAUACACCGAAAAACUUGUUACCUUUUUGGAAGAGAAAGGAGGGUUGCUGAUAUUCCUACAGACCAUCCCUCCUGUAGCAAGCAACAUGCUGUCAUCCAGUAUCGGCUAGUAGAGAAAGAGCAACCUGAUGGCAUGUUAAAAAAGAAAGUUAGCCCUUACAUAAUGGAUCUUGGGAGCACGAACGGAACCUUCAUUAAUGAUGAUCGCAUCGAGUCUCAACGCUACUAUGAGCUAAAGGAAAAAGACACGAUUAAGUUUGGCAAUAGCAGUCGAGAAUAUGUUGUGUUGCACGAGAAUUCAGCUCAUUAACUAAAUACUGCAUUAGCACUACUCUGUGUUCGGCUGGUAGACGCGGAUUGCAAUGGGGAUUUUCCGUUUAGACGAACUUAGUUAGUAUUGCCAUCUAUUCAAGUGGGACCAGGAAGGUACAGAUGUUUGAGAUACUCUUAAACAAGUCUAUGUUUUCCUUAUAUAAUCAGUUGACAAUCGUAACGUCCGUUGUUAUAGAAUACUUUUUGAGUUUUGCUGACCUCUAUAGCUGAUUUUUGACACUGUUAAUUCUUAAUAUGGCUAAGUUUAGGUUUGAACUUCCCGCA
Messenger RNA from Papaver somniferum (opium poppy), 2065 nucleotides. Its product is annotated as FHA domain-containing protein DDL-like. Gene Ontology annotation, cellular component: nucleus. The coding region runs from base 603 to 1778 and encodes 391 amino acids. Lineage: Eukaryota; Viridiplantae; Streptophyta; Magnoliopsida; Ranunculales; Papaveraceae. Gene Ontology annotation, molecular function: mRNA binding; protein binding. The transcript has 13 exons. The record is from RefSeq and is a predicted model, not a curated record.